AUGCGUCUCCCCCCUCUCAGCUCGUCGCCGGGCCUUCACGACUGCAGGAAGAGCCUCCCAAAGAGACGGCCGAAAUCGCAAUUGGCGGUACCGCCGCAGGAGACUGCUCCAGUCCCAACGGGGAGUCAGCCUAUCGACAUCCCGCGGCGCGGAUCUGGUUAUAGUACGCGCAAUUCGAGCAGCCCCUCUUCAAGUUCUCGAGCGCCGCCAUCAGGGCCCCCUACCGGAGAGCGGGUGGUCCGCCCCCUUCCCACCCGUCUUCACGAACGGGCGGCUUCUCCCCUACGAGUGUCCGAGAGCAGCCGCAGGAGUCCGCCGUCCGCGUUCUCGUACUACGAGCCUGAGUUUAGCUUCUCCGUCGGAUCGACCGCCUACGAUGUAACCACGUUGCUGCCGUUGAGGGGGGCCACGAUCCUGUCCCCUGACGGUGCUGAGCCGCCGCCUACAUCGGUAUCUUCCGCGGCCAGCCCCAGGUCGCCAGAGGUUGGUGGUUCAUCGAAUGCCUCCUACAUAGCCCAGACUCUGCAGGAGCCCGGUUCCGAGCCGCAGGACGCGAGCCGCUUAGGAGCCGAAGGCACCGCAAGUGCCUUGGGAACGAAGAGGCGACGGGGGAAAGACAAAGACAGCACGAGUUCGGAAGGUUCAGAAGUUCCGCAUCCCCCAAAGUCGAAGAAGAUCUCAAUUGCCUGUAACAAAUGCCAACAGCGGAAAUCGCGUUGUGAUGGGCAAAGGCCAAUGUGCGGAGCUUGCAUCAGGCAUAAUACUCAUGACUGCCAGUACGCAGCAGUUGCGAGGCGGCGCGGGCCUGGCAAGAACGUCCAAGGGAACUCCCGACGGCCUGGGCAGCGGGCGGGAUCGAGUGGCAGCAAACCAAAAGCGAGGCGCGGGAGGGGCAAGGACAGAGGCCCCAGCCCGCCGGACGCUUCCCUUGAGCCGUCUGAACCGCUGUCAGCGAGUGGUCUGCCAGGACCGGGCCUGACAGCUUCGUUCCCAUAUGCGCGCGCGGCAUUCGAACCACAGUUGUCUGGACCAGUGCCCAACUAUCCCGGCCUCGCCUACCGUCCGCCGUCAUACCACCCCGCGUCCCGUCCAUUCACGUUCCUCAGCGUUCGCCCCGGUCCGACCAGUCGCAGUACCACAUCUGGCUCCGUCUCUGAGAGCGUCCGGUCCUCCACCACGACCUCCUCCGCCGCCCCCUCCAUCCCUGACAUAGAGGAGCUCGAGGCAGCCUACCUCGACAUGACAGAACUGGACACGUACGAUGAAUUCCAGGGCCUCACCAUCGACCAGGGCCGGCCUCCAUCCAACGAUCCCCCCCAGUGAGCCUUCCCGGUGCAACAUGAGG
This is a messenger RNA of Dichomitus squalens LYAD-421 SS1, 1345 nucleotides long. RefSeq lists its product as uncharacterized. Gene Ontology annotation, biological process: regulation of DNA-templated transcription. Gene Ontology annotation, molecular function: zinc ion binding; DNA-binding transcription factor activity, RNA polymerase II-specific. Lineage: Eukaryota; Fungi; Basidiomycota; Agaricomycetes; Polyporales; Polyporaceae. The coding region runs from base 1 to 1323 and encodes 440 amino acids. The record is from RefSeq and is a predicted model, not a curated record. The transcript is spliced from 4 exons.